This is a messenger RNA of Parnassius mnemosyne (clouded apollo), 1596 nucleotides long. The record is from the annotation of a GenBank genome assembly. NCBI's taxonomy places the organism in Eukaryota, Metazoa, Arthropoda, Insecta, Lepidoptera, Papilionidae.
AUGGCGAACACGUUUCGCGGAGUGACGGUGUCUGCCGUCAACAAUGACGGCGCUCUUACGCCGCGGUUCAAUUUCCCUACAAACGUAAACGUGGAUUACGACCCUCAAGGGCUAAGUGUUAAAGUGAUUCGUGCUGAUCCUGUUUUAGCUCAAGAAGUGCUGGAAUUUCCCGUUCACAGCCAAAGUGAAUGUUCGCGAGUAGCAGGCCAGUCAUACAUUUUCACGAUCGACAAUGAAACCUUGUUUUUUAAAUUCGCUUCAGACAUUGAUUGUCAGAAUUUUCAUUUACUGGUCAGCAAAAUUAAAGCGGGACGUUCAUCAAGCGUAUUCACUGUACGCACGGAGGAUUCGUCAGCGAUGCAGUAUUUCCAGUUUUACGGGUACUUGAGUCAGCAGCAAAACAUGAUGCAGGAUUAUGUCAGAACAAGCACGUAUCAGCGUGCCAUUUUAUCAAACAUAAACGAUUUUAAAAACAAGGUUGUAUUGGAUGUUGGUGCAGGCUCGGGAAUAUUAUCAUUUUUUGCAGCGCAGGCUGGCGCACGGAAAGUAUAUGCAGUUGAAGCGAGUAAUAUGGCACACCAUGCACAGUCAUUAGUCCGUGCCAAUGGUUUGCACGAUCGUAUCACUGUUGUCGCUGGUAAAAUAGAAGAAAUAGAGCUACCUGAAAGUGUGGAUGUGAUUAUUUCUGAACCUAUGGGUUAUAUGUUAUACAAUGAACGGAUGUUGGAAACUUAUUUACAUGCAAAGAAGUGGCUUAAACCAAAUGGCAAUAUGUAUCCAACUCGUGGGGACCUUCACAUAGCACCAUUCACAGAUGAUGCACUCUUCAUGGAACAGUAUAACAAGGCGAAUUUUUGGUAUCAGACAUGUUUCCAUGGGGUAGAUCUAAGUGCAUUACGAACUGCAGCAAUGAAAGAGUAUUUCAGACAGCCAAUUGUUGACACUUUUGAUGUCCGCAUUUGUAUGUCGAGAUCUGUGAGACAUGUAGUUGACUUUCUUAAUGCUAAUGAAACUGAUCUGCAUCGUAUUGAAGUGCCGUUUAGAUUCGAGCUGACACAGUCGGGGACUUGCCAUGGCCUUGCUUUUUGGUUUGAUGUGCUAUUUGCUGGAAGUACACAGCACAUUUGGUUAUCCACAGCACCAACAGAGCCCUUAACACAUUGGUACCAAGUGCGGUGCCUCUUGGAGACACCAAUUUUUGCAAAACAGGGUCAAGCACUCUCUGGUAGAGUCCUCCUUCUAGCCAAUAAAAGGCAGAGUUAUGACGUUACUAUGGAUAUUACUUUAGAAGGAACUAACAUUUCAUCGUCCAACACAUUAGAUUUGAAGAACCCGUACUUUAGGUACACAGGAGCGCCUGCUGCUCCACCUCCUGGAGUUAACACAACAUCCCCAAGUGAAUCAUACUGGAACACAAUUGACACAACAGGGGCUUUGAGCAAUGGACAAGUGAUCCUCACAGAUGCUGCACAGCAAUAUUGCUCAACUCCAGAUAAGACUAUUGCAUAUGGGGCCCACCCGAACAUGAUCAAGACAGUUAUGUUGCAAGAAGAGUUCAUCAAAAGGAUCGGGAUAAGUCAAAAUGGAGACAUAUAA